UACUCUCCUCAACCCGCUUCCUUCUCCCUUUGCCGCAUUUCCUCUCUCUCCCCCGAUCUCCACUCCGUCAGUCUCCUCCUUCUUCAAUGGCGUCCGACUCUUCUCCCCACAACUUCCACAAUGGUGCUUCGUCUCCCGACGAGUCGCUCUCCAGCCCAAUUGCCAACACUCUCUCCUCCCCUGGGGACCGCCGCCGCCGACGCCGUCGCCAGUCGUCCACUCCCUCGGCCUCGGCUUUUGCCACUCCGCCUCACAACCAGUCGCGCCACGCCACUUCCUCGGAGGCCUCCCCAACGCCCUCCCGCUCCCACCGUCGUGCUGCGGCUACCCCCUCCUCCACGGACGGCGACGCGCCAGCGUCAUCGGAGUACGGCGGCGAUGAUGCUGCUGAGCAGAUGUUCGUGUGGGGCACCAACAUCAGCGUCCAGGACGUCAACGCUGCGAUUCUUAGGUUUCUUAAGAAUUUCAGGGAGCAGCCCACAGAGCCCGAUUCCAUUGAAGAAGGGAAGUAUAUGAAGGAGUUGGACAGGGUCUUGGAGAUGGUGAGGGAGUGGAUUGAUGUCGAUGCGAUGGAUAUCUUUAGCUAUGAUCCGGACCUGUACAAUAAGAUGGUUCGGUAUCCGCUUGAGGUUCUGGCGAUCUUCGAGAUUGUUCUGAUGGAUAUAGCUAGCAGCAGGGACCCAUACUUUGAGAAGCAUAUACAAGCGAGAGUUUUUAAUCUCAAAACCUCUACUUCAAUGAGGAAUCUUAACCCCUCAGAUAUCGAGAAGAUGGUGUCGUUGAAAGGAAUGAUCAUCCGGUGUAGUCCAAUAAUUCCUGAGAUAAGGGAAGCUGUCUUCAGAUGUCUAGUCUGUGGAUUUUAUUCUGAUCCAGUUCGCGUGGAAAGAGGAAAAAUUCUCGAACCGACUAGAUGUUUGAAGGAUGAGUGUGCUGCCAAGAAUUCCAUGAGUCUUGUUCAUAAUAGAUGCAGCUUUGCAGAUAAGCAGAUUGUGAGGCUCCAGGAGACACCAGAUGAAAUCCCUGAAGGAGGAACACCACAUACAGUCAGCUUGCUAAUGCAUGACAAGUUGGUAGAUGCUGGAAAACCUGGUGAUAGAGUUGAGGUUACUGGUAUUUACAGGGCAAUGAGUGUCAGAGUUUCACCAAUACACAGAACUGUAAAAUCGUUAUUUAAGACUUACAUUGAUUGUCUCCAUAUUAAGAAGACCAACAAUUCAAGAAUGCUGGCCAAUUCAAUAGAAGAAGAUGCUCCUUUUGAUGAGCAUAUGGUGGAGCAGUUGAAAAAGCUAUCUGAACAACCAGAUAUAUAUGACAGAUUAACAAGAUCCAUGGCACCUAACAUCUGGGAGCUGGAAGAUGUGAAGAAAGGACUCCUUUGCCAGCUUUUUGGAGGAAAUGCGUUGACGUUACCAUCUGGUGCUAGCUUCCGUGGAGACAUCAACAUUCUUCUUGUUGGUGAUCCUGGAACUAGCAAAUCACAACUGCUACAGUACAUACACAAGCUAUCUCCUCGUGGCAUUUACACCAGUGGGAAGGGAAGCUCUGCUGUUGGUUUAACUGCUUAUGUUAGCAAAGAUCCUGAAACAGGGGAAACGGUUCUUGAAAGUGGAGCCUUAGUGUUGAGUGACAAAGGUAUCUGUUGUAUAGACGAGUUUGAUAAAAUGUCAGACAGUGCGAGGAGCAUGUUGCAUGAGGUGAUGGAGCAGCAAACUGUUUCCAUAGCGAAGGCAGGAAUCAUUGCAACCCUUAAUGCUAGGACUUCAGUAUUGGCUUGUGCAAAUCCAAGCGGUUCCCGAUAUAAUCCACGCUUAUCUGUGAUCGACAAUAUUCACCUUCCUCCUACCUUAUUAUCCAGGUUUGAUUUGAUCUACUUAAUUCUCGAUAAGCCCAAUGAGCAGACUGAUAGGCGUCUUGCCAAGCAUAUCGUUGCGCUGCAUUUUGAGAAUCCUGAGAGCGCCCAGCAGGAUGUGCUGGACCUUCAUACUUUGACUUCAUACGUGAGCUAUGCCCGGAAAAAUAUUCAUCCAAAGAUAUCUGAUGAAGCUGCUGAAGAGUUGACUCGGGGAUACGUCGAAAUGAGACGGAGAGGAAACUUCCCUGGCAGCAGUAAGAAGGUGAUAACAGCAACUCCUAGGCAAAUUGAAAGUGUGAUACGUCUUAGUGAAGCUCUUGCUCGGAUUCGGUUCUCAGAAUGGGUUGAAAAGCAUGAUGUAAUGGAAGCAUUUAGGCUUCUGGAAGUUGCAAUGCAACAGUCCGCCACAGACCACUCGACUGGGACCAUUGACAUGGAUCUCAUUACGACUGGGGUUUCGGCGAGCGAAAGGAUGAGAAGGGACAUGAUUGCAUCAGCAACCCGUGCCAUAAUAAUGGAGAAGAUGCAACUGGGCGGGCCCUCUAUGCGCUUGAUGGAGUUGUUGGAUGAGCUUAAAAAGCAGAGUCCAGUGGGUGAAGUUCACCUUACUGAUCUGAGGAAUGCCGUCGCCACUCUUGCUACUGAGGGAUUUGUGUCAGUCCAUGGAGACAGCAUAAAGAGGACAUGAUCAUAUAGUGCAAGAUAAGUGACGGAGCAGUUGAGCAGUAAUAUUCGAGGAACUCAGCAAUCCCACUGGUGAAACAUUACUGGUGUCAUUUUGGGUUAAUUUAGGUUGUUCGUAUGUAGAGUUAUUAUAGUCCGGUAGAGCGCCAGUAUAGUUGUAAUUUAUAACGUAUGCCCCUAUCAGUGGCUUGCAGGAAGAAAGUUCUAGUGCGAGAAGGAAGAUAUGCUCAGUUAAAUCUUUUAUCAAUGUUCAUUACGUUAAAAGCUUCUGACAAUGUUAUGCUCAACUCGGAGUUAGUUUUAGCUCGA
Messenger RNA from Punica granatum (pomegranate), 2845 nucleotides. The record is from RefSeq and is a predicted model, not a curated record. Lineage: Eukaryota; Viridiplantae; Streptophyta; Magnoliopsida; Myrtales; Lythraceae.